Messenger RNA from Rhododendron vialii, 1045 nucleotides. RefSeq names its product sec14 cytosolic factor. NCBI's taxonomy places the organism in Eukaryota, Viridiplantae, Streptophyta, Magnoliopsida, Ericales, Ericaceae. The transcript has 8 exons. The coding region runs from base 81 to 911 and encodes 276 amino acids. The record is from RefSeq and is a predicted model, not a curated record.
CUCAUUUUCUGCUUAAAGUAGUCUCCCUUGCCAACGCCGCUCUUCUCUCUCUCUCUCUCUCAUAUGAUCUGUAAAGCCAAAUGGAUGGAAGCUCAGAAAUUGCCGUGACCAAGUUGAGGAAAUCAGUUCAAAAGCUCGGGUCUUCCACCGAGGAGCAUGGAGACCCAACACUAAUGAGGUUCUUGAUUGCAAGAUCAAUGGACCCAGACAAGGCAGCCAAGAUGUUUGUUCAGUGGCAGAAGUGGAGGGCUGCAUUCGUGCCGUCCGGGUUCGUACCAGACUCCCAAGUGCAGGAUGAGUUGGGGGCUCGAAAGGUUUACUUGCAGGGUUUGUCUAAAGAGGGAUACCCUGUCAUGAUUAUCAAAGCAAGCAAGCAUCUCCCUUCCAAGGAUCAACUUCAAUUCAAGAAAUUUGUUGUUCAUCUCCUGGACAAAACAAUUGCCAGUUCUUUCAAAGGAAGCGAAAUAGGAAAUGAGAAGUUGAUUGCAGUUCUUGAUCUGAAACAAAUUGCUUACAAAAACAUUGAUGCUCGUGGGUUAAUAACUGGUUUUCAGUUCCUACAGUCAUACUAUCCUGAGCGCUUAGCCAAGUGUUUCCUAUUAGAUAUGCCGUGGUUUUUUGUGAGUGUUUGGCGGAUGGUUUCUCACUUCCUUGAGAGAGCAACUUUAGAAAAGAUUGUGAUUGUGAGCAAUGAAAAUGAAAUGAGGGAGUUCAUCGGGGAAAUAGGCGAGGCAGCCCUACCGGAAGAGUACGGUGGUCAGGCAGAGCUUGUAGCCCUCCAAGAUGUUGUACUUACCCCAGUGGAGAGGCGAUUUUUUGAUGUCAUCUCUUUUUCUUGCACCAUGUGUCUUGGUCUCUUACCUCGAUGGAGGGGCAAAGGGGUUGAUGGAGAAAGAGUAACCAAGGAUUGAGUGAGGCGACAAUAGCUCACUAAAACCAUGGAGAAGCAUACAAAGUUGAGGACAAAUAUCAUGAUGUUUGGUGACCAAAAAAUGGCGCAACAAAAACAAUUAUUGCGAAGCAUAAUAUUUGUAAAACAUCAUUA